UUUUUUUCGAAGAAGAAUCAUCUUCAUCUUCUUCUUCCAGAGGGAAUUGAAUUUGUUUUCUUUCUCCUGGAGUUGAGAUUAUACGCUUUCUGCUGUAUUGAAGAAGAAGAAGUUGUGUCCUAUAUCUUACUAUUUAGAUUUGGGGGGAAAUUGAUUAGGGCUCUAUCCUCGCGCAGCACUAAAUUAGGGUUACGUUCGGCUUAGAAAGGGCAAAAUUCGAUAGAGUGUGUGUGUUGUGAUUUUGAUGAGGUUCUUCUAGCCAAAAUUACUGAGUAACUACUGUCGACACCAAUUUGGGAUUGUAUUCAAUUUUUUGUGAUCAGCAAUGUCUGGGAAUAACGAGUUGAACGCACUAAAAGGGCCUCAAAGCUCUCUGCCUUGGCCAUUUGGAAUGGCCUCUGCAUCGUUUGCUCCCUCCCACAUGGCCCCUCCUAACUUUCAACCUCAGUUUCAGCUCUCUCAAGACCAAGGGAUUAGUGCUCCUGGAAGAAGGUUCCCACAUAAACCUCCCAUUGGAGGACCUCCUGCUGUUCCUCCUAGUAUGGAGUUGACUCCAGCUUCCAGGAAAAAGAAACAUAAGCUUCCAGACAAGUCCUCCUUGCAGGAGCGCGUUGCUGCCGUCUUGCCCGAGUCUGCUCUCUACACACAGCUUCUUGAGUUUGAGUCUCGGGUUGAUGCCGCUCUCUUCAGAAAGAAAGUUGACAUCCAAGACUCCCUUAAGAACCCUCCUUCCAUUCAGAAGACCCUUAGGAUCUACGUUUUCAACACCUUUUCCAACCAGAUCCCUGGUCCUGACCCUCCCACAUGGACUCUUAGGAUUUUCGGCAGGGUCCUGGAUCCUGACCACACUGGUGGAUUAGUUCAGAAUUCAAACCCACUUUAUCCCAAGUUCUCGUCUUUCUUCAAAACGUUAAAGAUAUCCCUGGACCAGAGCCUGUAUCCUGAGAACCAUCUGAUCGAAUGGAAAAGGGAUCGAUCGCCUGCUCCUCUGGAAGGGUUUGAGAUAAAGAGGAUAGGGUGUCAGGAGUUUGCAGCUACUAUACUGUUGGAGAUGAAUUACGUCCCUGAGAAGUUCAAGACUUCUCCUGCUUUGAUGCAAGUUUUGGGCAUUGAGGUUGACACUCGCCCAAGAAUCAUUGCGGCAAUCUGGCAUUACGUGAAAGUCAGGAAACUGCAAAACCCAAACGACCCUUCUUUCUUCAACUGUGAUGCUGCUCUCCACAGUGUUUUUGGGGAAGAGAAGAUGAAAUUCACUAUGCUCUCUCAUAAGAUAUCUCAGCACCUAUCACCUCCGCCUCCCAUUCAGCUUGUACACAAGAUCAAGCUUUCGGGGAACAAUCCAGCCAUCUCAGCAUGUUACGAUGUGCUUGUGGACAUACCAGCACCGGUCCAAACGGAGCUUUCCAAUCUGCUCGCUAAUCCAGAGAAGAACAAAGAGAUUGAGGCAUGUGAUGAAGCCAUAUGCGGAGCCAUAAGGAAAAUCCACGAGCACAGAAGGAGACGGGCGUUUUUCUUAGGGUUUAGCCAGUCACCGGUGGAAUUCACCAAUGCCUUGAUGGAAUCUCAGACCAAAGAUCUGAAGCUUGUUGCAGGAGAAGCAAGUCGAAACGCUGAGAAAGAAGGCCGAUCAGAGUUCUUCAAUCAGCCAUGGGUGGAGGAUGCUGCAAUACGUUACUUGAACCGGAAGCCAGCAGGCGGGUAAGAUGCAGAUGGGCCAAGAAGUUCAUGAGUUCACUACUUUUACCUAGAAGUCACUUAGGUCCAGGACACUUGAUCAGUGUCGUUCCUUAUAGGUUUUUUUUCUAAGUGAAACAUUGUUACUCAAGUUUCAAGAGUUUUUACUUUGGUUUGUAGCUCGUGCAUCAUAUGCGACAAAAUAUAAGAAAGAUAAAUACUUGACUUUUUCACUUUCUUUUGUAGAUUCCACGUACUGACUUCCAAUUGGCUCGAUCUAGUCUUGUAGAAUAAUAAUAACGUACGUAUUAUUAUGGAUAGAAAAAGAC
Molecule: messenger RNA, 2003 nt
Organism: Arabidopsis thaliana (thale cress)
Lineage: Eukaryota; Viridiplantae; Streptophyta; Magnoliopsida; Brassicales; Brassicaceae
Product: SWIB/MDM2 domain superfamily protein
Exons: 2
Coding region: 326-1702 (458 amino acids)
Source: RefSeq, marked reviewed